GCAGCAGCCGUCCCCUGCCCUGCCCCGCCCUGCCCCGCCCCACCUAGCCACGACCCCGGACCGGCAAAGGAGCUGAGCCGACCAGCCCCUAACCGGACCCAGCCCCAGCUCCGGCUUCCUCUGUGAGGGAGGCCGCCCGCCCCUCACCCUCACCGUCUCCAACCCGUUCUCCUCCUCCGCCACCAUGAGGGAGAUCUGCCACCUGCAGGCCGGCCAAUGCGGCAACCAGAUCGGCGCCAAGUUCUGGGAAGUGAUUUCGGACGAGCACGGCAUCGACCCCACCGGCACGUACCACGGCGACUCCGACCUGCAGCUGGAGCGCAUCAACGUGUACUACAACGAGGCCACAGGCGGCAAGUACGUCCCCCGCGCCGUCAUGAUCGACCUGGAGCCCGGCACCAUGGACUCCAUCCGGUCGGGCCCCUUCGGCCAGAUCUUCCGGCCGGACAACUUCGUGUUCGGCCAGGGCGGUGCCGGCAACAACUGGGCCAAGGGCCACUACACCGAGGGCGCCGAGCUGGUGGACGCCGUCCUGGACGUGGUGCGGAAGGAGGCCGAGGGCUGCGACUGCCUGCAGGGCUUCCAGAUGACCCACUCCCUGGGCGGCGGCACCGGCUCCGGCAUGGGCACGCUCACCAUCUCCAAGAUCCGGGAGGAGUACCCGGACCGCAUCAUGAACACGCACUCCAUCGUCCCCUCGCCCAAGGUGUCCGACGUGGUGGUGGAGCCGUACAACUGCACGCUGUCGGUGCACCAGCUGGUGGAGAACACGGACGAGACGUACUGCAUCGACAACGAGGCGCUGUACGACAUCUGCUUCCGCACGCUCAAGCUGACCACGCCCACGUUCGGCGACCUGAACCACCUCGUGUCCGCCACCAUGUCGGGCGUCACCACCUGCCUGCGGUUCCCCGGCCAGCUCAACUCGGACCUGCGCAAGCUGGCCGUCAACAUGAUCCCCUUCCCCAGGUUGCACUUCUUCAUGCCCGGGUUCGCGCCCCUCACCUCGCGCGGCAGCCAGCAGUACCGCGCGCUCACCGUCCCUGAGCUCACGCAGCAGAUGUUCGACGCCAAGAACAUGAUGUGCGCCUGCGACCCGCGCCACGGAAGGUACCUGACGGUGGCGGCCAUCUUCCGAGGCCGCAUGUCCAUGAAGGAGGUCGACGAGCAGAUGCUCAACAUCCAGAACAAGAACAGCAGCUACUUCGUGGAGUGGAUCCCCAACAACCUGAAGACGGCCGUGUGCGACAUCCCGCCCAGGGGGCUCAAGAUGUCGUCCACGUUCGUCGGCAACACCACCGCCAUCCAGGAGCUGUUCAAACGGGUUUCCGAACAGUUCACCGCCAUGUUCAGGCGGAAGGCCUUCUUGCACUGGUACACGGGCGAGGGCAUGGACGAGAUGGAGUUCACCGAGGCCGAGUCCAACAUGAACGACCUCAUCUCCGAGUACCAGCAGUACCAGGACGCCACGGCGGAGGAGGAGGGCGAGUUCGAGGAGGAAGAGGAGGAGUAGCGGAGCAGACGGCACGGGGCUGAGGCUGGGGGACGCGGCGAGGGGCACUCGUCUAAUUUUUAUUUUAAUUUUUUUUUAAACUAUUGCAAGGUGGGGUGGAAUGAGGUUUUGGCUCGGGCAUCCCAGUUCUCUUCGACGCGGGCGGCUUUUUUUGACUGCCUUCUUGAUCACGCACAUCACCAGCAAGGAAUAUUAUCUAUCCCCGCGUCGAAGCAAAGCCAAAAAGUAAAAAAAAAAAAACUGAAAAACUUUAAAAAUAGGACUUGCGGGAUGCCCGUUUCGAGAAUGCGGUGCGUGGUGGCAGGAAAAGACUACAAUUCGGUUCGACAGGAGUCUCGCCUUGAUUCGUAACUGUUGGGAACACACUGUAUUGUACUCGUCCCGCGCGGACGGCGCGGCUGACGGCCCACGGGGGGCCGCGGAGGGGCCCCCCGACUAUGUACUCAUUGGGUAUCAAUAAAUUCGACUAUGCAACU
This is a messenger RNA of Thrips palmi, 1989 nucleotides long. RefSeq names its product tubulin beta-4B chain-like. Bases 185 to 1513 code for a protein of 442 amino acids. NCBI's taxonomy places the organism in Eukaryota, Metazoa, Arthropoda, Insecta, Thysanoptera, Thripidae. The transcript is spliced from 8 exons. Gene Ontology annotation, biological process: microtubule cytoskeleton organization; mitotic cell cycle. The record is from RefSeq and is a predicted model, not a curated record. Gene Ontology annotation, cellular component: cytoplasm; microtubule. Gene Ontology annotation, molecular function: structural constituent of cytoskeleton; GTPase activity; GTP binding.